This is a messenger RNA of Owenia fusiformis, 1048 nucleotides long. The record is from the annotation of a GenBank genome assembly. Lineage: Eukaryota; Metazoa; Annelida; Polychaeta; Sabellida; Oweniidae.
UGAACACUCAGUUUUUUACGAGUGUUCCCCUUUAAAAGGUUUACUGUAAUUUUUAUUACUUUUUAUGAACCACAGGACAUUUUUUACUGACAAACUUGCUUCUCAAUACUCUGAAGUCAUCUCAACCGAGUCGCAUUGUAACUGUCUCUUCCAAUGCGGCAUUUUACCACGAAAAAUUCAAUUUUGAGGAAUACGAUGUUAUGAACGAGAAGUAUGGCAAUUUCCCGGCAUAUGCUCAGAGUAAAGUGGCGAAUAUUCUGUUUAGCAGAGUUCUGGCAGGGAUAUUAAAAGGCAGUGGAGUAACGACCUAUUCUCUACACCCUGGGACAAUUAUGACAGAAAUUGGGAAAGAUAUACCAUAUUUGAAUAAUCCCAUAUUUGCGACAACCACAUACCCAUUAUGGUGGUUCUUCCUAAAAACUCUGGAAGGUGGGGCUCAGACUACAAUCUGCUGCGCAGUUGAUGAGGCAUUGAAAGGGGAAUCUGGAUUGUAUUAUAGUGAUUGUGAAGCGAUGACGGAGGGACUUCCUCCUGCAACGCAAAAUGAUGAAGAUGCCAAAAAACUCUGGGAACUCAGUUUAAAAUUAACAGGCCUAGAUCGAGAAAUCAAGACCUAGAACUGAGCCUGAAUCAUAUGCACCAAUGAGACAAGGACAUUGUGGAAGACUAGAUAAGUCUUUUAAUCGUUAUUCCAUCAAUGUUAUUUAAUACAUGUUAUACCUUAUAUAAAUCACAUAUGAUAUACAAUACAUGUUAUACCAUAAUAUAUACACCCCCUAUCCACACUCUAAAUUCAAGGUACCGUACGGUAUAUAAAGAGUAUGGUACCAUAUGCUACUGUUUGAGUAUGGCGCAGUACACUGUUCAUGGUACCAUAAGGUACUGUUUUAGUCUACGGUACCGUAUGGUUCCAUAUUUCAUGGUAGCUACAGUACCGUAACCAAAACGAUACCGCACCGUACUGAUGCAGAUUGGCUGUGUAUUUUAUUUGAUACAUGUUAUACAUAUACAUGUAUUCAGAUUUUGUUGGAUCAUUACUUUUAAUGAG